Messenger RNA from Parnassius mnemosyne (clouded apollo), 951 nucleotides. NCBI's taxonomy places the organism in Eukaryota, Metazoa, Arthropoda, Insecta, Lepidoptera, Papilionidae. The record is from the annotation of a GenBank genome assembly.
AUGCCGAAACGAAGUACUGACGAAAAAAUCGAUCUUUAUCUAAAGAAAAUUCAAAGAUUAACGGCUGAAAAAAGUGUUGUACGACGACGAUGGCGAGUGCGUGUUAUUUCGAGUGAUUCUUCCGAAGCAAAUGAAGGUUGUGGCGAAACAACGCAGCGCAUAGCAACCGCCGAGGUCCACCGACCGCCUUCGGGAAAAAUAGAUCCCUCAUGGAACGAUGCUGCGGGUGCCUCCCCCGAGGCAGAAAUACCACGAGAUAUUGAGGCAGAAACACCACGUGAUAAUGAGGCAGCAUCACCUUGUGAUAAUGCAGAACUCAUGGCAAAAAUUCCUAUUUCUAUGCCAGAGCAUCCACUGCCAAUGCCAGCUGCCGUGCCAAAUGAGGCCGGACAGUUUUUAGAAGCGUUAUCGUAUGAAUUGGAGUUAGACCCUGAUUUAUUGGAGGCUCUAGGUGAAUCCAUAGAUGCCGCUCCUGUAUUUGGACCUAAAAUUCAUGAUAGUUUGGCAAAACUAUGGCUCCCUUUACUGACAAAAGGCAUGACUAAAGAGAAUAAAGAUAAGAGUAUGAAACAAUACCUGAUACCAGAUAAUUGCCGGUUUUUACAAGCCCCGAAAAUAAAUGGAGAAAUUUUCUCGGCCAUUCCGGAAGAAGUCCGUAACAGAGACAAAGGACUUUCAUUUCAUCAACAACAACUCGGUUGUGGCAUUACGGCCAUAAAUAGAGCAUUGGAUUUGCUUUUAAGGAGGGACAAUAAAAAGGGAGCCAUCCAACAUCUCAGUAAUGGCUGUCGUAUAUUGUCUGACCUGCAUGCAACAUCCACUCAGACUCGUAUAAAACUUAUUACUCCGAGUCUUGACAAGAAUUUCCAUCACGUGAUCCAGGAUACAGAAAGAGCGAAACCUUGUUUGGUAAUAAACUUUCUGAGAAAAUUAAGGCAGCAAAAGCAAUAG